Messenger RNA from Rotaria socialis, 438 nucleotides. The record is from the annotation of a GenBank genome assembly. NCBI's taxonomy places the organism in Eukaryota, Metazoa, Rotifera, Eurotatoria, Philodinida, Philodinidae.
AUGAAUACACCUGAAGAACCAACUAUGAAUAGUGAUAUUAAUGUAAAUAAACAGCAACCUAUCGAUAAAUUACAAGCAAAACUAGUUCAAGAUCAAUUGCAACGAAGGCAAGGCAAAGAUUAUGGACGAAUUUUACGUGAAUGUAAUAAACCACCUCAAUGGUAUCAACCAUCUCCAACGACGCGUUCAAUUUACUACUAUGCGCCACAUUAUCAAAAAUUUCUUCAACAACACUCUGCUUUUUCGGUGAAUACUCCUCGUAUCACUCCACGAACUCGAACAAGCAGUCGAUCACCAGCACGUUCAACAAAAUAUGAUUUAAACUUACAUAAUCCUUCUAAUAGUCAUCGACAAAAACCCUUAGCUUCAUCUCGAUUACAACCUGUGAUAACAUUACCGUCCAUAACUACAUACAGAAAAAAACAAAUAAUUUCAUAG